AUGGCGGCGGACGGGCGGCGGGACGACGAGGAGCUGCCGGUGUACCUGGCGCGGCCCGGCCCGGCGGCGGUGCCUCGCCAGAAGCGCGGGGGGCUCUUCUGCAGCGUCGAGGGCGCCUUCGAGAGCAAGACCCUCGACUUCGGGGCACUGCGCGUUGGGCAGCGCCGCGCCCCGCCGCCCGCCCGCCCCGGCCCCGGCCCCGGCCCCGACCCCGACCCCGACCCUCCGCCCGGCGCCGUCCCUGGCCCCGGUCCGACCACUGACGACCUCCGCGCCGCCUCCGGCGCAGAGCGGCUCCAGGACCCCGUCCCCGCGGACGACAGGAGUGAUCGUCUCCUGAUUAAAGGAGGGCGAAUAGUCAAUGAUGACCAGUCAUUCUAUGCUGACAUUUACAUGGAGGAUGGCCUCAUAAAGCAGAUCGGAGACAACCUGAUUGUUCCUGGAGGGGUCAAAACCAUAGAAGCCAAUGGGAAGAUGGUGAUCCCUGGAGGAAUUGAUGUCCACACUCGCCUGCAGAUGUCAUACAAGGGAAUGACUGCUGUGGAUGAUUUCUUCCAAGGAACAAAAGCAGCUCUGGCUGGUGGAACCACCAUGAUUAUGGAUCAUGUGGUGCCAGAGCCCGAGGCGAGCCUGGCCGAGGCGCUGGAGCGCUGGCGGGAGUGGGCUGAUGGCAAAGCCUGCUGCGACUACGCCCUGCACGUGGACAUCCCGCGCUGGAGCGACCGCGUCCGGCAGGAGCUGCACACCAUGGUCCAGGACAAAGGUGUUAACUCCUUCAUGGUGUACAUGGCCUACAAGGAUUUGUACCAGAUGUCCAACACUGAGCUUUAUGAGAUAUUCAGCUGCCUGGCAGAGCUGGGUGCCAUAGCUCAAGUUCAUGCAGAAAAUGGGGAUAUAAUUGCACAGGAACAAGCCAGGAUGUUGGAGAUGGGAAUAACAGGCCCUGAAGGCCAUGUGCUGAGCAGACCUGAGGAGCUGGAAGCAGAAGCUGUCUUCCGGGCCAUCACUAUUGCCAGCCAGACCAACUGUCCUCUCUACGUGACUAAAGUGAUGAGUAAAAGCGCUGCUGAUCUCAUCUCACAAGCCCGAAAAAAAGGCAUUGUGGUGUUUGGUGAGCCUAUCACAGCUAGUCUGGGGACUGACGGAACACACUACUGGAGCAAGAACUGGGCAAAGGCUGCGGCAUUUGUGGUCUCUCCGCCACUGAGCCCAGACCCAACCACCCCUGACUACCUUAACUCCCUCCUGGCCAGUGGUGAUCUGCAGGUGUCGGGGAGUGCUCACUGUACCUUCAGCACCGCGCAGAAAGCCAUUGGAAAAGACAACUUCACAGCGAUCCCAGAAGGAACCAAUGGCAUAGAGGAGCGAAUGUCUGUCAUCUGGGACAAGGCAGUGGCCACUGGAAAGAUGGAUGAAAACCAGUUUGUGGCUGUGACGAGCACUAACGCUGCCAAAAUCUUCAACCUAUAUCCUCGAAAAGGGAGAAUAGCAGUGGGCUCGGACAGCGAUCUGGUUAUAUGGGAUCCUGAUGCAGUAAAGAUCAUCACAGCAAAAACCCAUCAGUCUGUGGCUGAAUACAACAUCUUUGAGGGGAUGGAGCUCCGUGGGGCCCCACUGGUUGUCAUAUGCCAGGGGAAGAUCAUGCUGGAGGAUGGCAACCUGCAUGUGACCCAGGGGACUGGACGGUUCCUGCCCAGCAGCCCUUUCCCUGACUAUGUCUACAAGCGCAUCAAAGCCAGGAGGAAGAUGGCAGAGAUGCAUGCUGUGCCCCGGGGCUUGUAUGAUGGACCCGUGUUUGACCUGACCACCACCCCCAAGGGGAGCACCCCUGCGGGGUCAACAAGAGGGUCCCCCACCCGUCAGACACCACCCAUCAGGAAUCUCCAUCAGUCUGGAUUCAGCCUGUCAGGUACCCAGGUUGACGAAGGCAUGCGUUCAGCAAGCAAGCGCAUUGUGGCACCCCCAGGAGGCCGCUCCAACAUCACCUCCCUGAGCUAA
Molecule: messenger RNA, 1998 nt
Organism: Cinclus cinclus
Lineage: Eukaryota; Metazoa; Chordata; Aves; Passeriformes; Cinclidae
Gene: DPYSL3
Product: dihydropyrimidinase like 3
Exons: 14
Coding region: 1-1998 (665 amino acids)
Biological process (GO): actin crosslink formation
Cellular component (GO): cytosol; cytoplasm
Molecular function (GO): hydrolase activity, acting on carbon-nitrogen (but not peptide) bonds, in cyclic amides
Source: RefSeq, a predicted model, not a curated record